UACUUCUCCCUUUCAAGCCAGCCAGCCAAUAUCUCGCGUCUGUCUGCGCUUUCAUCCGGGUCUUGGUCGUUCGCUAGGGAGGUCGCCAUAUUUUGCUUUGUGGAGAGGAAAACAGCCUAGUGGUUGUUUUCGACCCUGACAACUGCCAAGCUGGCUGAAAUGGCAUUGCGUCGUCCGUUUGAUCCUGCGGCACAUGAGUUGGAUCCCAAUUUCCGACUCACCAAAUUUGCUGACCUAAAGGGAUGAGGGUGUAAAGUCCCCCAAGAAGCUCUGCUCAAGCUUCUUGAGGGACUGCAACAGGAAAGCAAUGCCCAGGAUGCGGAGUCGCAAUUCCAAUACAUGGCGCCCGUUCCGAGGAUUGGCAUUGGAAUGGACGCAUCAGUCACGCCUCUGCGUCAUGGUGGUCUCUCAUUGGUUCAGACGACAGAUUUCUUCUACCCUUUGGUUGAUGACCCCUACAUGCAGGGCAAGAUUGCUUGUGCCAACGUGUUAAGUGAUUUAUACGCCAUGGGCGUAACAGAUUGUGACAACAUGCUGAUGUUACUGGGUGUCAGUAACAAGAUGUCUGAGAAGGAGAGGGAUGUCAUUGUCCCGAUGGUGAUGAGGGGAUUCAAGGACUGUGCUGAAGAGGCUGGAUCACAGGUGACUGGUGGUCAGACUGUCAUCAACCCAUGGAUGACCAUUGGGGGCGUCGCCACAUCAGUCUGUCAACCCAACGAGUACAUCAUGCCAGACAAUGCUGUGGUCGGGGAUGUGUUAGUGAUGACGAAGCCGCUGGGUACACAAGUAGCGGUCAACGCCUACCAGUGGUUGGACCAGCCAGAGAGAUGGAACCGCAUCAAGCUGGUGGUCAGCGAGGAUGACGUGAGGAAAGCUUACCAGCGGGCAAUGUUCAGCAUGGCAAGACUCAACCGAACAGCUGCACGCCUGAUGCACAAGUAUAAUGCCCAUGGAGCCACUGACGUCACAGGCUUCGGACUGCUUGGCCACGCCAACAAUCUUGCCAAAAUCCAGAAGAACGAGGUUGGGUUCGUCAUCCACAACCUGCCAAUCAUUGCCAAGAUGGCGUCAAUCAGCAAAGCAUGUGGAAACAUGUUUGGUCUGCUGCAAGGACACUCAGCAGAAACUUCCGGAGGUCUGCUGAUCGCACUACCCCGAGAGCAAGCUGCAGCUUUCUGCAAGGACAUUGAAAAACAAGAGGGUUACCAGUCCUGGAUUAUUGGAAUUGUUGAGAAAGGCAACCGCACAGCCAGAAUUAUAGACAAGCCACGGGUCAUUGAAGUGCCCGCCAAGGACCGUGAUGGGGAGUUGUGGUAGUCAUGGAAAUGAGGAAUAUUCUGCACAGCAUCAUUAUUUCAAUGCUUGUUCUCUGUAAAUAAUUUGCAAAGUAUUGAAAUGAAGGGACCUUAAAAUCGGUGGACAUUUGAUUUGCAUUUACUCUUGCAAGCAGCUAGCUGUGCAGUUCUUAAUAUCCCUUUUUUAUCCUUCUGCAGCAGUUUUAUCAAAAAGGUCAAGUUCGUGACACAUACGAGUUAAACAUUCCAUCACUGCAGUUUUAAGUUCGAAUACCCCAGCUCCAUCUUGUAUGUGAUAGCACAAGAAAUAUACAUUAUGGAGAGAUAUUUUAUACUUGAUUAACAGGUUACAGAUGUUUUCCUAAUUUGAAAGCGAAAUUGAUUUUUUGAUGAUAUUUUCUGUCAUUUACACUUCCUGUACUUGAACAGGUUUUAUGAAUACUUUUUAGAAUUGAUUGUUUCAUUGUCAUUGCUUCCAUGCUCGAGCCAAGUAGAUGUGAGCAAAUCCACUUGGUUUUCAGUGUGUAAAAGUUGUCAUGUCUAUCAGAUUCUCAUUCCUAUCUCUAUGAAGCUUGUCGGAGUAAUUCUUCUUCAAAGAUUCUGACAUGGCAGACCUCGAUAGGCAAUGACAGAGUGACUUACCAACUUUUUCAUUUCAUUAUCAUGUACACCAAAGAAAUAAGAAUAAAUCUUGUAUAUGUAA
Molecule: messenger RNA, 1998 nt
Organism: Haliotis rufescens (red abalone)
Lineage: Eukaryota; Metazoa; Mollusca; Gastropoda; Lepetellida; Haliotidae
Product: inactive selenide, water dikinase-like protein
Exons: 8
Biological process (GO): L-selenocysteine biosynthetic process
Cellular component (GO): cytoplasm
Molecular function (GO): selenide, water dikinase activity; ATP binding
Source: RefSeq, a predicted model, not a curated record